Triplophysa rosa is the source of this 3984-nucleotide messenger RNA. RefSeq names its product potassium channel, subfamily V, member 2a (gene kcnv2a). Gene Ontology annotation, cellular component: voltage-gated potassium channel complex; membrane. Gene Ontology annotation, biological process: potassium ion transmembrane transport; protein homooligomerization. Gene Ontology annotation, molecular function: voltage-gated potassium channel activity. The record is from RefSeq and is a predicted model, not a curated record. Lineage: Eukaryota; Metazoa; Chordata; Actinopteri; Cypriniformes; Nemacheilidae.
ACUGGUAUUGGUAACAAUAGAUAGUAUCUCUCAACAAAUAUUGUACUGGUGUUUAAAAAAACUGCAGGAAAUUGUUGUAAAUAACACAUCAUAUUCACAUCAUACAUGGUAUGACAUUGUAUUGGAGUUUUGUGAAUGCAAGGCAAAUGAAAGACAUCAUGGUGGAUAGAGAAUGUCUGAAAGAGGAUAAUGGCUUUUAAACCUUUAAGCACUCAAAUCCUGACUGUCAGCAAUAUUAGUCGGCACUGCUUCCUGCAGUUGCUCAGGAGUCUGACUCAGAGGUAUUAUAGGCAUGUUUUGCCUCUACACCCAUAGUAACCAGUACAUCUGCCUGGCUGAGUGGACGUUGACACCAUGAUCAAGCUUAAGGGACGGAGGCAAAGCUUGUUCCCCAACUACAAACUUGGGGUCACAGCCCCUGCUCCCAAGGAUCCUGAUGAUUCUGAUUUUCCCAUUGACCAACACAACUGGGUGAAACCAUGGAAUUCAAUGCAGGAGCUGAGUGGUGAUGUUUAUGACAUCUAUGCGGAGUAUGAAGAUGAUGAAGAGGAUAAACUGCUAUCCACCUCUAGUCAGCUGUCCUCUCCAACUAAGAAUUACAUGCUCAACAUCAACGUGGGAGGCAAGGUCUACCAGAUAUCUUAUAAAUGAUAUCAUAACAAUGAGUUUUUCUUUGACCGUGACCCAGACAUCUUCCACAACAUCUUUAACUUCUAUAGAACUGGAGUUGUCUGGAUUAAAGAUGAGUUGUGUCCCCGCAAUUUCUUGGAAGAGAUCAACUAUUGGGGCGUUCGCAUUAAGAACACGCAUCGCUGCUGCCGCAUCUCAUUUGAGGAACGUCAAGAUGAACUCAAUGAACAGCUCAAGGUACAAAGGGAGCUGCAAGCAGAGGUGGAAACUGAAGAACAUGAGGACCAGUUCCAAGAUAUGGCUUUUGGUCAUAUUCGUUUCCUUAUUUGGAAUAUGAUGGAGAAGCCCUUCUCAUCUAUCACAGCCAAGCUCAUGGCAGUUGCAUCCAGUUUCUUUGUGCUGGUAUCACUUGUGGCCAUGACUCUCAAUACAGUAGAAGAAAUGCAGUAUACAACUACAACAGGCCAGCUGAGUGGUAAGACCUACUGUGAGUAUGUGGAGACUUUCUGCAUUGAUUUUUUUACUAUGGAAUAUCUGCUUCGACUUAUGUCCACCCCUGAUCUCAAACACUUUGGAAGAAGCAUGCUAAAUGCCGUGGACCUGAUUGCGAUUCUUCCGUUAUAUCUUCAGAUGAUCCUAGAGUGUUUCGAGAAUGAAGAUUAUGGGAAACAUGGCAGUGAUAUUGAGACUGUUGGACGUGUGGGUAAAUUGGGUCAAGUUCUGCGUAUCAUGCGCCUCAUGCGUAUCUUUCGAAUCCUGAAACUGGCACGUCACUCUACUGGACUUAGAGCUUUUGGCUUUACGCUCCGACAAUGUUACCAGCAAGUGGGAUGUCUUUUCCUCUUUAUUGCCAUGGGAAUUUUCACCUUCUCUGCCAUGGUGUAUACCGUAGAGCAUGACGUGCAUCAAACAAACUUCACCAGCAUUCCACAUGCAUGGUGGUGGGCAGCUGUGAGCAUUUCCACUGUGGGCUAUGGCGACAUGUUUCCAGAAACUCACCUGGGCAGGAUUUUUGCAUUUGCUUGCAUCUCAUUUGGCAUUAUUCUCAAUGGAAUGCCAAUAUCCAUCCUAUUCAAUAAAUUCUCAGACUACUAUGCAAAGUUAAAAGCCUAUGAAUACACCUCCUCCAUAAAGAAUAGAGGAAAAGUAAGGUUUGUAAAAAGAGCUGCUAAGACAUUUGCAGAACACUUCUAGAAUGUGCUGUUAACCAUCUGCCAACAUUCACAACACAUUCAUUUUUUUGUGUGUAUGAUGUAUAGUGUUUUGAGAGCAAACUGUAAAAAGGUACUUUGAAUUAAAGCAAUCUGUAGAGCAUUUCUGAGUUUACCUGACCUCAAGAGGUUGAAGCUUUAACAACUUAUUUGUGAAACUUCAUUAAGACUGGCAUUGUAAGUUCCUCAAUAAGUACUUCUAAAAAGCCAUUAUAGCCCAGUUUCACAGACAAGACUUAGCUCAAGCCAGGACUAAUGCCUUAGUUAAAUUAGGAUAUUUAAGUAAAUUUUAUUCAAACGCGUUAGAAAAAAAUGUUACUGGUGUGCAUCUUGAGACAAAAGAUGGCACUGACAUAUCUUAAAAUAGUUUCAGGGCAAGUUAUUUUCUGUUCAGGCAGCUCAAACAUUUACAUGCAUUUUAGUCUUGAACUAGCCUUAAGCCUUGUCUGUGAAACUGGGCAAUUAAGUUAGUAGAAGGGUUUGGAUAAACUAGAUGACUACGUAUCUUGCAUCAAAAGUCCUGUACAGUAUGUCCCUCGAGUGUCUUAUUUGCUACAUUUACACUUAUUUAGCAGAUGCUUUUAUCCAAAGCGACUUACAGAAGGCAAUAAUCAUGAGAAGUGAUGGUAAUACAAAGUUUCAAUCACAACGUUCAGAUAGUAAUGUUAUCUGCUCUGACAAAUAUGUAUGAAAGCAGUUCAUAAAUACACUUUAAAAAUGAAUGUGUUAAUUUUAACACAUUGUGUUAAACACCAGUUUCAUUGCUUGUUCAACUGUUCAAAAUAACCAUCGGUUUAAGGUACUUUAUCCUUACGUCAGCUUUUCUUGAUUAAAGGAACAAUACAGGGUUUUUAGGAGGAUCUAUUGACAAAAAUGCAAUAUAAUAUACAAAACUAUUUCUUCAGAGGUGUAUAAAGACCUUUUGUAACGAACCGUUAUGUUUGUAAUACCUUAGAAUAAGUUGUUUAUAUCUACAUACAGAGCAGGCCUACAUACAUUGAAUUCGCUGCCAUGUUUUGUACAGCAGCGCUAAACGGACAAACAACUCUACAAUGCGGGUUUCCUCUUCCUCUCCCCUGCAGUAUAGUGGUGAAACAGAUCGCGGAUGAUGGAAAGUCUUUAUAAUAUUAAUGCAGGUCCUAGCUCCUGCCUGACUUUUAUCCUUCUUUUUAUACUUAGAAUCCACAGAUCUUUUAUUUCAUGUAAUAAAUUAGACAUCGCUCUUUCUAAUGCCCGCUUGAUCUCUUCCCUGCGUCAACAUGAGAAGACACGUUGUCGCAGCCGACAACAUCUUUUUGCACUGUGGUGGCCACCAUCGUGUUUGGACAGAGAUUCGUUGCAAAUCUAUAAUACAACACUAGUGGCCGCUGUAAAUCAAAAACCUUUGAAGCAACACUUUGUAGUUUUUCGACCUUAAAAUAAUGUCUCUAAAAUUAUUUCAGUGGUAGAACAACUCUUAAACAGACAAAUUCUACUGCCGCUGCUACCCAAGCAGCCUCAUAGCGGCUUCAGCCACACUAUGUAAAUUCUGUGUUCGGGUCAGUAGCCCAGCCCAUCGCCUGCCUGCAGAAAAGUGCGAUAUGGUUUACAAACAACGUUUCCGCAUUUGCCGGUUCCAUCAGCUUAGUAAAAUUCAUAUGUAUUGUGCUGCCCACGGGGAAGCUUAUACAGUGAUAUUAUUUACAAUACUGAUCACAGAAAAUUGCACUUGUCAACCACAUAGGGGAACCCGUGAGCAAAAGUGUAGGUUUUAAAACAGGUAAUAUGAUUUAUCAGGGUUUUUUUCUGCAUGAAUGCAGAGUCAGGAAUAUUGCAAAAUGAUGUAAUGAACAGUGUUGGGUAAGUUACUCUGAAAAAGUAAUUAAUUAAUAGUUACUAAUUACACAUUCGAUAAUGUAAUUAGAUUACUGUACAAGUUACUCUCUUCAAAAAGUAUUUAAUUACUUAUUACUAAUUACUUUCUAUAUCCUACAUCAACCUUGAUUAGUUUAGUGAUUCAUGGAUAGACAUGAAACGGCUCUUUUAAUUCAUUCAAAUAAAUCAUUUAAAACUACAUAAAGUAUUAUUAUUAAUUACAAAUGUGAGAAUUAUACAUUAAAGCAUGGAUUUUAAAGUUAGACUUUGAAUUUUGAUGUAAAUUCCU